This is a messenger RNA of Bolinopsis microptera, 2580 nucleotides long. RefSeq lists its product as uncharacterized. NCBI's taxonomy places the organism in Eukaryota, Metazoa, Ctenophora, Tentaculata, Lobata, Bolinopsidae. The record is from RefSeq and is a predicted model, not a curated record. Gene Ontology annotation, cellular component: cytoplasm. Gene Ontology annotation, molecular function: phosphatidylinositol-3,4-bisphosphate 4-phosphatase activity.
GAGAGUAAGUACCCAUUUGUAGCGGAUAUAGCGGAAUAUUGUUCUAUUGCAGACAUCUGUUCAGACGAGUUAGCUCAGAUGAGUUACAACGAGGACGAUUACAAGAACACACACUUCAAGGAUGUGUUGGGAAAUAUCAAUAGACAGAGGUAUCACUUCAAUUUAAGACAACAACUAUCACGUAGCCUGCGUGUUAGUGAGGAGAUGUUUGAGCUAGCUACCUCCUUUAACAUACCUGCUCUUUAUAUCCGACUACUGUGCGAGAGGGAGCAUAAAAACAUGAUCAUACUUCAGUCCAUGGUACAGGGCUUCUCAGAAGAAGUAAGCUCGAUAGCGGCCGUGUCCCGGGCCACUAAGAUAUCCCAGUACCGGGACGAGCUGGCCCAGCUGGGGCACUGCAGCAAGCACAGCUUUAAGAGGAGCGAGUGUAAAGCACAGAGCGAGUACAAGUGGGCCCCAGUCAACCUACACGCACAAGUACUGGAGGUUAGCACUGUGGACCAGAAAACUAACAUUUCUUGUAGCAGAGAUCACUAUUGUCUUCUCACUGUGGGGGCGUGGUGCGGACAUUGGGACAAGUUCAAGAACGGGGGUCUUUUAUCUUUACUGGGUAAAAGUAAAGAUGGUGAUAAGUUCUCCGAAAGGAGGGAAAAGUACCGUGUUUUAAAGAAAGUAGAGGCCCUGAUGAACUCGCACACUUUAUCAGAUGACGCUAUUGAAGCUAGUGUUGACUCCGACAAACUACUUGUCAAAGAUAUUGUAAGUGAUCUGAUAUUGUUAUCUAAAGAAAAAGUAACGAGAACAGCACUUGAGGGAUUACAGCGAACUUUAGACUCGGAUAAACAGCUGGAAAUUAUGACGUUAUCGGCAGAUCUGGAGAAGAUUGUUGCAAAUAUAAAAGUAACUUCUAAAGAAACGUUAUCAGAAGUGUGCAGGAGUUACUGUGUUCACGUACAACGGGCUCUUGUGUGGUCCAUAACUCAGGUAGAGCUGGAUAACAGGGAACACUUCCUAAACUUGCUGAACAGAUUUGAAGCGUGUUUCAGUCAGCUGCUCUCUGCUGUAGUUUCUGGCUUCAUUGUGUCCCUCUGCUUUAGGACACGGAACUUAAUAUUUCAGCUGCAGCUAAGUGACCUGGUUAUCCCAGUUAUGUUUGAAAGUCUGCUCAGUACGCACGGUGACGAGUCUGGAAUGUUGGAAGACAUGCAGUUUGUAAUCAAACAUAUCUCUGAUAUUACAGUCCAGCUAGAAAGAAGUACAGAUUCAGAUCAAGUGAGCGUGUCUAGUAUAACGGGUACACAGUUCGCUGUGGUAGUCACCAUAUCAGUUCCCAGCGCGGUACUGGAACAAUUACCAGCCUCCGUACAGCAAGGAGGCUCUAUCACUUUCUUCCCCCUCUUCUUUAACCAUGGAAUUAACGAGCAACAAACCAUCGCCUACAAAAUUAACGAGACAGGACAGCAAGACAAGAUAUGCGAACAGUUUCUGGAGGACUUACAGUUUUACAUUGAUAAACACAUCACUCCCAACAUCUGUGUAUUUGAUUUUAAGGUUGAGAAUGGUCUGACGAGUAAUGUUGAGAAACUGAAGUAUCUUUUCAAAGCUACUAAGCGGGGAAAGUGCUCCGACUUCAUCGUCCUCGCAGAGCAGAUAGGGCGGGAUAUAGGAUGUGUGCGGUUCACAUCGUGCAAGAGUGCUAAAGACCGGACUAGUAUGAGUAUAACAUACGAGUAUUGCAACAUACUGUGCCAACAGCACGACUUCCACAAGGAAGAUAUCCCCCCUGUGUUGGAGCAAUUCAGAAGGGACGGUACGCGAUAUCACAACACAUUUAAGAAUAUAGGAUCCUACAAGUACUGCUUCAAUAAACUGCAGUGUAAAAUGUUACCUCCUAUUUACAAGCCUCCCCCUGGAACAUUCGGUGACGGAGCUCAGCAAACGUGACAUGUUGUCAUGGCAAUGCGAUCUUUAUACUUUUAUAGUUGUCAUGACUUUGGUUUAUUUCUCUAAAUAAGGCCAGUAUACCUUUGAAUCUUUUCUAUAAAAAUGUAAUUAUGCAUUAUCCGGCGUUAUCGAAUAUGUCAUGUUGGGAUAAUCAAUGUAGCUUAUAUAUUUAAUUUUUGUCAAUCUUUCCUAGAAUAAUUUGCGCACUUUUAUUCAAUAUUGUCUAGUAUAAUUCUUAUCUUCUAGCUUUCUAGUAUUGAGUAUAAUUCUUAUCUUUGAGUAUAUCUCUUGGUCAUUGUCUUAAAGUAAACGAUAUUUCGAGCUUGGGAGCUCCGUUUCUUCACAGUAAGUAAAGUUAAACUGUUCAGUUUACUACAAUAAGUGUAACCAUGGUAACACUUAUUGUAGUAAACUUUUCUAUAAUUACAGUAAACUGCAGUUUACUGUCACUAUAAAAUUGAAUCUGUUUACUCAGUUUCAACAUUUAAAAUAUUGAUUUGCUGUCUUGUUGAUGACGUAGCAAGGGGGAAAUUGCUGAAUAUUUAGGAUUUAUUUUUAGUUGAGCGAACUUUCGAAAUUUUUACAAAUUUAUUUCUGUAUUUUUACAAAUGAUUAAUAUUAUCUUAAACAGUUUUA